Molecule: messenger RNA, 470 nt
Organism: Racocetra fulgida
Lineage: Eukaryota; Fungi; Glomeromycota; Glomeromycetes; Diversisporales; Gigasporaceae
Source: the annotation of a GenBank genome assembly
UGACGGCAAAUGAAAUUUUAAAAAAACACCCAGAGCUUCUGGAAUUAUAUGAAAAUCUCAAUAAUUUCUCAACUAACUUGCCUCAGUCCAGAACAAUGCCUAAUGGAUACCAGUCUUUGAUAGAUAAUUGUCUUGAAGAAAAUCACUUCAAACAAAAACUUAUGACAUAUUUUAUAGACGACGCGGCUCUUGAUCUUCUUGAAUCCUGUCAAACUUAUAAACAAAUCAGGCAACACAUUCGGAGAUUGAUGGAUAUCAUCGCAAGCGACCAAGUUGACGAUGAUAUUGCUUCAAGAGCCUAUAAAGUUUUACAACAUAUAUUACAAACAAGUGGUAAUGCAGCAUUUCAAUAUAUUUGGACUUCUGAACAAAUAGACACAGAAGAAGGUACCUUAUGGGCAAAUUACGUAAACUUUUGGAAAUUUAUUGAAAAGCAAUUUACUUCUCUUACAAAGGUUAAUAAAGAUAAA